AUGCGGGCAUUCGGGCAGUGCGGGGCGGCGGGGCGUGUGGUGGACGUGUUUGCAGCGAUGGUGGAGGCAGGCGUUACUCCCUCUCUGUCCUCCUUCCAUGCGCUUGUCGUGCCGUGUGCGCGCGCUCGCAAGAUCGGAGUCAUGGAGGCUGCUGUUGCUGCGUUCCUCUCCACUGGCCUAGUGGAGGAGGAGAGGCGAGGUGUGGGGGGGAAGAGAGGGUCCGCGGGGGAGGAGGAGGAGGAGGAGGAUGGGACGAGAGGCAGAGGUGAGUGGGGUGGGGAGGGCAGGGGUGGGCGUGGAGAGGUGCAGGGACGGGGUUUGGGUGAGGGAGAGGGGAGCGGGGAUGGUGAGGGGGAAGAGGGAGAGGAAGGCAUGGUGAGGGAGAUGAUGAUGGAGGUUGCUGCAGCGUAUGCGGCAGAGGGCAUGGAGGAGCAGGCAGGGCGGUUCAAAGAGCUUGCAGAGCGACUGGUGGUGGUCUCGUUGAAGGUCGGGGAGGGUGGGAGAAGGGGAGAGGGUGCAGGUGAGGAUAAGGGGGUGGAGGAGGACAGUGAGGGAGACGAGGAGGAGGAGGAGGAGGAGGAGGAGGAGGAGGAGGAGGAGGAGGAGGAGGAGGAGGAGGAGGAGGAGGAGGAGGAGAGGAAAGAAGAGGAGCACGACGAUGGCUGGGUGACGCAGCAGGUGGGACUAAGGGGUGGGAGAAUGGUGAAGAGACGAGGAGGUUAG
Messenger RNA from Closterium sp. Naga37s-1, 723 nucleotides. NCBI's taxonomy places the organism in Eukaryota, Viridiplantae, Streptophyta, Zygnematophyceae, Desmidiales, Closteriaceae. The record is from the annotation of a GenBank genome assembly.